AUGUCUAAGAUCGCCCUCAUCCUUGGUAGCUCACGCACUCCUAGCAAUGGGAGAGGUAUUGCAUCCUGGCUGACCUCUGUCCUCAAAAGCCGUUUCAACAACUCCCCGACACCUAACGCUGAUAUGGAAAAGAAGGUCAACAACCUAUAUCGCGUUUGUUUCGUCGAUCCCACAGUUUCCCCUCUUCCACUCGGUCCUAUCGUCGAUGGGUCCUACAUGCCGUCCGACAUCCACAACCCCGACAAAUACCCAUCUCCUGCCGUACAGCAGUGGAGCACGUUCGUUUCCUCGUGCGCUGGGUUUGUCGUCCUCAGUCCGCAGUACAACUGGGGCUAUCCUGGCGAACUCAAGAACGUGUUCGACCACCUGUACUGGGAGUGGCGGGGUAAACCCGUCAUGCUUGUGACCUACGGCGGUCACGGCGGGAAUAAAAGUGCCACCCUGCUUAGAGAGGUCCUCGGGGGCGGAUUGAAAAUGAAAGUAUUGAGCAAGUCCGUGGAGAUCACUCUUCCUUCGGCAUAUAUCAAAGGCGAGGAGUGGGUGACUGGCGCCCACGUUCCCGAAUUUAUUGCUAAACACGAGUCGUCGGUGGGAGAAGCCCUUGAAGAAAUGCUGCAGCUGCUUUCCGCGAAGGCUUAA
This is a messenger RNA of Sparassis crispa, 639 nucleotides long. Its product is annotated as NAD(P)H-dependent FMN reductase LOT6. Gene Ontology annotation, cellular component: cytosol. The transcript has a single exon. NCBI's taxonomy places the organism in Eukaryota, Fungi, Basidiomycota, Agaricomycetes, Polyporales, Sparassidaceae. Gene Ontology annotation, molecular function: FMN binding; oxidoreductase activity. Bases 1 to 639 code for a protein of 212 amino acids. The record is from RefSeq and is a predicted model, not a curated record.